Molecule: messenger RNA, 861 nt
Organism: Hyaena hyaena (striped hyena)
Lineage: Eukaryota; Metazoa; Chordata; Mammalia; Carnivora; Hyaenidae
Gene: RD3L
Product: RD3 like
Exons: 4
Coding region: 177-773 (198 amino acids)
Source: RefSeq, a predicted model, not a curated record
UUUUCACAUAGACGGAGCUACAUUCAAAAGGCAGACCAUUAUAUAAUUUGUGAAGAUUAAAUAGGAACGCAUCGGAAGAACAAUAUAUGCCCCAGUAAGGCACAGCUUUGUCACUGACUCAGGAAAACUCUUCGGCAACAUCAGCACCUCGGAUCCAUUACCUUGCCAGGCUAAAAAUGCCACUUUUUGGCUGGAUGAAAUGGCCAAAAUACGAUGCCUACAAACCCACACACUGCCCUGGCUCAGACAUAGUGACAAAGACUCUGCUUCGGGAAUUAAAGUGGCAUCUGAAGGAGCGAGAGAGACUAAUACAAGAGAUUGAAAAUGAACAAAAAGUAAAAAAAACAGGAGUGGAUUACAACUGGCUGAGAAACUACCAGAACCCCCACAUGACCAUCCCGGCUACAGAACAAAGACAACUUGAAGUCCUUUGCUCACAAGUUCAACCUUGUCAGACCGGAACUAUUCUCAGCAGGUUCCGAGAAGUUUUAGCAGAAAAUGAUGUACUGCCGUGGGAAAUAGUCCACAUCUUCAAGCAGGUUCUGAAAGACUUCCUGAACAGUGCUGACAAAGGCGAGCAGCAGGAAGGCCGGGAAGAGUCGAGGAGACCAGACUGCCCUGCUCCUUCUGUGACGCCAGCCACAAGCUCCCAGAGUUCAGACAAGGACGAAAUACCCACGAUUUCCAGUUACGUGGACAAGACCACAAAAAACAGGUUCCCGGCGUUCUCGCACAGGAUAUGGAACCUACCGUAUUACCACCCAUCAAGUUAAGUACCUUGUAACCAGAGGAGUUUCUAUGAGCACCUUUGGAACAAGAACUCUUUAAUAGUAAGAGUGAGAAAAAGUGAUUUCAUGUUUU